UCCUCAGCACCUGCGUGUUUUCAUCACACGCUAGGACGAGGAGCUCCCCUCCCCCUCGCCCGCACUUGGUUGCCGUGGAGACUGGAUGCGGGCUCCGGGAGCGGGGACGGCCUCGGUGGCCUCUCUGGCUCUGCUCUGGCUGCUGGGGCUUCCGUGGACCUGGAGCGCGGCGGCGGCGUUCGGCGUGUACGUGGGCGGCGGCGGCUGGCGCUUCCUGCGUAUCGUCUGCAAGACGGCGAGGCGGGACCUCUUCGGCCUCUCAGUUCUGAUUCGUGUGAGGCUGGAGCUGCGUCGACACCGGCGAGCAGGGGAUACGAUACCACGCAUCUUCCAGGCAGUGGCCAGGCGACAGCCGGAGCGCCUGGCGCUGGUGGACGCGAGCAGUGGUGUUUGCUGGACCUUUGCACAACUGGACACGUACUCCAAUGCGGUGGCCAACCUAUUCCACCAGUUGGGUUUUUCACCAGGCGAUGUGGUGGCUGUGUUCCUGGAGGGCCGGCCCGAGUUCGUGGGGUUGUGGCUGGGCCUGGCCAAGGCUGGUGUGGUGGCUGCGCUGCUCAAUAUCAACCUGAGGAGGGAGCCCCUAGCUUUCUGCCUGGGCACAUCAGCUGCCAAGGCCCUCAUUUAUGGUGGGGAGAUGGCAGCAGCGGUGGCAGAGGUGAGUGAGCAGCUGGGGAAGAGCCUUCUCAAGUUCUGCUCUGGAGACCUUGGACCUGAGAGUGUCCUGCCUGACACAAAGCUGCUGGACCCCAUGCUGGCUGAGGCACCCACCACACCCCUGGCACAAGCCCCAGGCAAGGGCAUGGAUGAUCGGCUGUUUUACAUCUAUACUUCAGGAACCACUGGGCUCCCCAAGGCGGCCAUUGUGGUGCACAGCCGGUACUACCGCAUCGCAGCCUUCGGCCACCACUCCUACAGCAUGAGACCCGCUGAUGUUCUCUACGACUGUCUGCCGCUCUACCACUCCGCAGGGAACAUCAUGGGUGUGGGACAGUGCGUCAUCUACGGGUUGACCGUGGUGCUGCGUAAGAAGUUCUCUGCCAGCCGCUUCUGGGAUGACUGUGUCAAGUACAACUGCACGGUAGUGCAGUACAUUGGGGAGAUCUGUCGCUACCUGCUGAAGCAACCAGUUCGCGAUGUUGAGCGGAGGCACCGUGUGCGCCUGGCCGUGGGUAAUGGGCUGCGGCCGGCCAUCUGGGAGGAGUUCACGCAGCGCUUCGGUGUGCGGCAGAUCGGCGAGUUUUACGGCGCCACCGAGUGCAACUGCAGCAUCGCCAACAUGGACGGCAAGGUCGGCUCCUGCGGCUUCAACAGCCGCAUCCUCACACACGUGUACCCCAUCCGUUUGGUCAAGGUGAAUGAGGACACGAUGGAGCCUUUGCGGGAUGCCCAGGGCCUUUGCAUCCCGUGCCAGCCUGGAGAACCCGGCCUUCUUGUGGGCCAGAUCAACCAGCAAGAUCCUCUGAGGCGCUUCGAUGGCUAUGUUAGCGACAGUGCCACCAGCAAGAAGAUCGCCCACAGCGUGUUCCGCAAGGGCGACAGUGCCUACCUCUCAGGUGAUGUGCUGGUGAUGGACGAGCUGGGCUACAUGUAUUUCCGCGAUCGCAGCGGGGAUACUUUCCGUUGGCGCGGAGAGAACGUGUCCACCACGGAGGUGGAAGCUGUGCUCAGCCGCCUGCUGGGCCAGACUGAUGUGGCCGUGUAUGGGGUGGCCGUGCCAGGAGUGGAGGGCAAAGCCGGCAUGGCGGCCAUUGCAGAUCCCGACAGCCAGCUGGACCCUAACUCCAUGUACCAGGAUUUGCAGAAGGUUCUGGCAUCCUAUGCCCGGCCCAUCUUCCUGCGUCUUCUGCCUCAAGUGGAUACCACAGGCACCUUCAAGAUCCAAAAGACCCGGCUGCAGCGUGAAGGCUUUGACCCUCGCCAGACUUCAGAUCGGCUUUUCUUCCUGGACAUGAAGCAGGGCCAAUACCUGCCCCUGGAUGAGGGAGUCCAUGCUCGCAUCUGUGCUGGAGACUUCUCACUCUGAUGUACUUGGCGAGUGGGAUGGGCCUGGACUCCACAGAGCCCCAGGCACCUGACACCCCUCAGGGGCCUCUUCUGCCUAGCUACCUGGCCAGCAGCACCAGUGGGUGUGAGAAACUGGGAGUACCUGAGCAAUCAGAUGUCUCUCCUACAUCCCACUAUGCAUCCAUCCAGCCUCUGCCUUUUUCUUUUUCUCCAUCUUUCUCCUCAUCUACCAGGAGCCCCACAAACUCAUCUUGGCUGCUGUGUCUUGCUUUGAGACCUGUGUCAGGCUGUGGCAUCCACCUCCCUCGAUGUUGUGCCUUAUGAACCCAUCCUCAGCUCCCCUGUGGAGUAGGUGAUCCACCCAGCUGCCCUCCCUAGUGAGGGUCUGUAGCACACUCUCAAUGUUAGCUGGGCAACAUCAGCAGUCCCCUACUGGCCCCCAGUCAACUGGAAAUUUUAUUUUUUUUUGUUUUAAGACAGUAUCUCACUGUGGAGACCAAGCUGGCCUCAAACCUUCCAUCUUACCGCCUCUGCCUGUGCUAGCAAGGACACCACCCUGCAGUUCCAGAGGGAUGACACUUAAUACACUAUUGUCCCUAGUCCCCCACUUUCCCCUCAUGUCCAGGAAGCUUCCAGUACUGAUUCUGACCAUUUGUAUGUGGCUAGUUAAUGGCCCUACCCACAGCUGUCUGUUCAGGGUUCUUCAGGCAUCUUCUCUUGGGGCCCUGACCCUAGCAAAGCUUGGGUGUCUGGAAGGUUGCUGUGGUGUUCCUGUGGGUGCCUCCAGUGACAGCUCUGGAUGUGCUUUCCUAUUGUGUUAAGAGUCCAGACCCUGGACUCUUGUAACAUGACACACCAGGUCUAUCCUUCUGGCUUCCCUAGGUCAUUGAUGACUCAGCUCAGUCACCAAGCCCAGCCUCUGCCCUCCUGCAUCUUCAAGGGCUGAGACCCAUGAAGUUUGUGGACAGCAGAGCAUCCAUAGGCUGCCCCGCAGUCCACACACACAAAUGUCAUUUCCUUGUUGGUUUUCAGAAAUAAAUGUGCUGAGCCUUGACACCUGCCAGA
This is a messenger RNA of Phodopus roborovskii (desert hamster), 3072 nucleotides long. It is a transcript of the gene Slc27a1, whose product is annotated as solute carrier family 27 member 1. Gene Ontology annotation, cellular component: plasma membrane; mitochondrial inner membrane. Gene Ontology annotation, molecular function: fatty acid transmembrane transporter activity; long-chain fatty acid transmembrane transporter activity; long-chain fatty acid-CoA ligase activity. Gene Ontology annotation, biological process: positive regulation of protein serine/threonine kinase activity; adiponectin-activated signaling pathway; response to cold. Bases 86 to 2026 code for a protein of 646 amino acids. The transcript is spliced from 13 exons. Lineage: Eukaryota; Metazoa; Chordata; Mammalia; Rodentia; Cricetidae. The record is from RefSeq and is a predicted model, not a curated record.